Messenger RNA from Rhagoletis zephyria (snowberry fruit fly), 864 nucleotides. The record is from RefSeq and is a predicted model, not a curated record. Lineage: Eukaryota; Metazoa; Arthropoda; Insecta; Diptera; Tephritidae.
AUGCCCCUGGUUGUCUUCUGCGGAACUCCCCUCAGUGGCAAGUCCUACCGUGCUAGGCAGCUGUAUGACCACCUCAGUCAACUGCCUGAAUGCGGCAAAUGCGUCCUCGUGUCGGAUGAAGAGAAGCUGGCCAGUCAGGGACCAAACAACAUCUAUCGGAGCUCAGCGGCGGAGAAGGAGCUUCGGGCGUGGCUCAAAUCCGAGGUGCAGCGAAGUCUCAGCUCACCAGACACCGUAGUGCUUCUUGAUGCGGCCAACUACAUUAAGGGCUAUCGCUAUGAGCUGCACUGCCUGAGCAAGCAGUUCAGAACGACACACCUCGUGGUGGAGUGCCAAGAUGCACCUGAAGCGGUGGUCGAGAGACAUCUGCAAGAGAGCGGAACCGAGGGUGAUGAAACGGCCAGAAGGCGCAAGUACUCUCGUGAGAUUUACAUCGAGCUAAUGCAACGCUUCGAGCAGCCUGACGCCAACAAUCGCUGGGACUCGCCGCUUUUUAAAGUGCCGUACCAAGAGGGUGGCCUGCCGCUGGAAGCAAUCAAGGACGCCAUUCUAAAGCGAGUCGCACUAAAGGCAAAUCUGAGCACCCAGUCGCAGCCGACCACGACGGACAACUUUCUCUACGAGCUGGACUGCCAAACGCAGGAGAUCAUCAGACAGAUUCAGGUGGCACUGCAGAGCAAUCAACUUCGAGCCAUCAAGAUUGCCGGCAGUGAGGUGCAGGUCAACUUGAUCCGCAAGGUGCCCAUCGCCGAGCUGAACCGGCUUCGCCGGCAGUUCAUCAACUACACCCGAACGCAUCCAUUUGGCGGAAAGGACAGCAUUGUCAGUGCCUUUGUGCAGUUCAUCAACAAGAGCGCCUCGUAG